Molecule: messenger RNA, 6602 nt
Organism: Pangasianodon hypophthalmus (striped catfish)
Lineage: Eukaryota; Metazoa; Chordata; Actinopteri; Siluriformes; Pangasiidae
Product: transmembrane protein 42
Exons: 3
Coding region: 127-609 (160 amino acids)
Source: RefSeq, a predicted model, not a curated record
GCGCCCCGCAGCGGUGUGAUCAGUGAUCAGUGCGGGUGUUGUCAGGAGGAAGUGCGGGGUUUCUCCGGGCUCGGUCGCGUGCUUCUGGUCGUGUGGAUGAUGCGUGAGUAGCGCGCGGAGGUCGCCAUGUUCCCCGGGGUGGUGUACGCCCUGCUGGCGGGGUUCCUCGGCGCCGUGGCCUCGUCCUCCGCCAAGCUGUCCCUCGGCACGGAUUAUCUGAAGGGCGUGUGUGAGACGGGGCUGAGGACGUGGGGAGAACAGAGGACAUUCAGACACGCCGAUGAGACCACCGCGUGCGAGUGGCUGCACAUCCCCCUGCGUUUGCUCUGUGGCGGACUGCUCUUCACCUGCAAUGCUGUGAUGUGGACGUUCCUGUCAAAGGCCCUCAGGUACUCUUCAUCCUCGACCCGAACCACUGUGACCACCACCGCCUCCAACUUCAUCUCCUCUGCGCUCCUCGGGCAGCUGAUCUUUGGGGACAGCCUUGUCGCUCUGUGGUGGGUCGGGGUCUCGCUCACACUCUCGGGUCUCCUGGUGCUACAACGCUCUUCCUCCACCAAUACAUACUCCGAGACCUCUAAAAAGGACGAACGAGACGACGUGAACUGAAGACACACGCGUCACGACGAGCAGCAGCCGCUUUCAAAGAUUUAAAAGUGCUGUGACCAAAAGUAAUCAAACUAGAUAUGAGAGCUAAAAACAAUACAGCCAAAAAAUACUAAUGUGGCUAGCAAAAAAAAAAAAAAAAAGAAAGUGAAGAUGACAAAGCACAAAAAGAAUUUAGAAAAAAGUCUAAAGUAGAAUUUAGAAACUUUGCUAUGGUUUAAAACUAGCAAAGGAUUUACUCAUAGCUCCAUUAAUUACUCUUGGUUUAUUUGUGAUGUGAUGAUUUAAAGGCAUAAUCCUCAGUGAAAUUGCUGAUAUUGCUAAUAACGAAUGAAAUUUUUUGCAUGGAUCCUACCUGCUAGCUUGUCACGUUAGUAUUGUGGCUAGAUAUUGUAACAAGGGCAGCCUGAAAACUAGCCAUGUGCUAAUCAUUAGUUAUACAAAAUGUCACUAUAUUUAAUGCAGACAGUGUUUUUUUUUUUUUUAAUAUAGUCACUAGUCCAGAAGCGGCUGGCUAUGUAGGGUCCUUAUUUAGGACACGUUUAAAGGAGCAUCAUCCGUGUCCUUCUUGGAGAAAGUCACACCAUGAUCCUGUUGGAGGAUGUUGUUUACAGAAAGGCCAUCUUAAGUUCUCUCAGCCUUUGUGGAUAUAUUUAUGAACAAGAAGCACAGGAAGAUCCCCGUGCUUAUGGACGCUUGGGAUUAUUUUGGAGGACGGAACAGGAAGAUGUCCUGAUGUGAGACUUCUCAACCAUCACAGAUCCUUCCAGAGUUUUUUUUUUUUUUUUAAUUAUUAUUAACCAUUAUAAACACCUCGUUGUAGAGUGAGUAUCCUCACGAUAUCUCCGUGACAGGAGCUUGUGUGAGUAUUGGGUCAUACCAAAGACUUAAAUGCUGGAUCUUCUGGUGUGGGAUGAUGGAGCGAUGAAAGCUUAAGUCUUAAAACAGAUUCAAGAUUAAUGGAGGAAAGCAAAGAAAGAAAAGAAGAUGACACUACGUUCAUGUCUGCUCAGCGUUUUUUUGAUUUAGUUCCAAAUAGAAACGAAAGUAGCUUUAGUAUAUAGCAUCUAAAGCUAAACACAAAGCUAAACGUAAGCUAGUUAAACACAAAUUAUCAUCAAAUCAUACUGUACUAGCUGUGUACACUCACCAGAAGCACCAAUAAUCUCUGCUACUUCCUUCCAAGCUUUAUUUUUCUUCAUAAUGUCGUAUAUGACAGGAUAAGAUGAGAUUUUUCCUUAAUUUUGCAUCAAACUGUAAAAGGGAACUAAUUGCAGAUAAGAACUAAAGUUGUGAGCAGGGAACGUAAGAAACAUCGAACGACGCGCACCAUAGGACUGAUCCUAGGAAUUCUUCGUGCGAAUUGUUCGGAUUUGUCGCCUCUUUACAGCGUCGUAGCUAAUUUGUGUAUAAUUGAGAGAAUCUCUUUAAAUAACGCUUUGUUUUUACACACAGACGUGGAAAAUAAAUAAACAAGCAUGCUAGCUACUUUGAACUUGGGGUAAGAGAGAAGAAUCGAAGCUGCUGAUUGGUCCGCCGAUUGUGACAUCAGCACAAUCAGUGUUGGUGUGUUUCAAAGGGAAAGUUUCCCACUUCAAUUAGAAAUCAUUUAAACAGCAUAAAGUUUAUUUAAAAAAAACAACAACAAUGUGCUAAACAUUAACAGCAUUUGUAAUAGAUAUUUAGAUAUUUAAUCGCUUUUAACGAUGGAAUCAUGGAUCAUUUACUUUUUCCGUAAUGUGUGAUGUAUUUUCCGAGUGAAACAGGUUCAGGAUUUUCACUCAGUGAUGAUUCAUGGUUGGAGAAGGUGGAAGUGAAACUGUCCAUGAUGUUAUUACGAUAUUAUUUUCUCCACCCACAUGUGCAUGAUGUCAUCACGCUGAGAUCCGUUGCACCUCCUCUGCCUUUAUCCACAGUAGGAAAUUGUGACCUAGAAACAGCUGUAGAGGGAUUAGAUGCCUUUUUUCGGCUGUAUAAUAACAGAGCAGAGCAUCAUGUGAUGAACGCUGAGUCUCUUCUUCAUCUCUUCCGCAGACACGUCACUGUGAUCAGAGAGCCGCACUGAUGCAAUAACAGCUAGCACAACAUCAAGCUUAAUCUCUGCACAAAGCCGUUUCACAUUGUGCGCCUUCCGUCGCUGAUAUCUGAUGUCGCUCGGAUAGAAACGGAAAAUCCUGAAAAAGUGCUUUCAGGAAUGUAGCGACAAAGUGCACAAUUUGUACCUAAACAACCAAAUCCAGAACUUCCAGAACCUCCUUCAUUCAUAGACAGUAUACAUAGAUAACAUAAAAGUGUUAAUGCUAACAAGAAAUGAAAGAUAGCAAGACAGAACCAUGUGAACUGCUCACUCGCUAGCGACAAAAAGUAAAGAAUUUAUAAAACAUAAUCUCAUUUAAAGAAAUCCUUCAAAAUUGCUGAACAAAUGGAAGAUAGCAAGGUGCAACCAUUGCCAGGAUUAGCAUGGUCAAAUAGCCAAAACUGGCAAUGCUAAUUGCUAUUGCAUAUGGCUAACAACAAAAACAAGAUGGUGGCAAGCCAGAAACAUGCUAACUGCUCAGAUUUUAAGUACAAGCUACUAAAAGUGCUGAAUGCAGCAUUUGUAAAACUUCAGAUAUAAUAAAAUUGCUAAUGUAAUGAAUACAAUGAAUUGAAGAUAGCAAUGCUAUCUAGCAAUGACCAUGCUAAUUCCCAGGAUUAGCAUUUCAGCAAACUGUUUUUGUUUUUUGUUUUUUUGCUGAGCUAACUCAUCCUUUACUGGAUGUACAGUGAAGACUUACAGAUAGAAAAUAACUUUUUUCUUAGUAGAGAAUAAAGAGUAGUUAGUAGACUUAAUUAAACAUUCUGCAAAUAAGCUAACAGUUGACAGUGAAGGAAAAAAUAACAGGAAAGAUUAGCAUUAUAGCGUCUUUAGUUUUAUUUUGAUCAAAAAAAAAAAAAAAGAGUUUAAUGGUUGCAGGAAUAGAAUGCAACAUGCUAAUAAAAUGCUAAAGACUAAUGAGAGAAAAUAGCUUGAAUUUCGUGCAAACGUUUAAUUAAAUUAGGAAUAAGUAUAAUCUGUAAAACCUGAUAUUAUAUUUAAAAGUCAAAUUCAGUCAAAUUGCUAACAGAUAAAUGUUAGCAUUGCUUCUAUUCCUGUUUGAAUUGCCCAUGUGUCCUAGCAGCGAAUCGCUAACAGUGAAUGGUAGAUAAAGCGACUAUGCUAACUGCUAGAUUAGCGUGUAAGUUUACUAGUUGGUCAUUUCAUGGAUUAACUUUCUUCUCUGCAGCUUUUAUUAUCUCGUAGCAAAACUCAAACACAAUGCGUUUACACUCGCUGUGAAUCUCCAGUGCUUCCUACGUCCAGUUUAUUGGAAUUCUCAAAGGAGAAUAAACGAUCGAAACUGACUAUCUGGGAAAUCCAUGCUGGAUGCCUUAUUUUUGAUUUUUUUGUUUUUAAUCACCAAAUCCAAAGUCAUGUGUACGUUUAUAAUUUUCCAUGCAAGUCCCUGGCAAUGUGAGUUAUUUCUAUUAACGUUACUUCAAUCUGAGAUGCUGAUGUUUGUUAUUUCUGUUGUUUUUCACCGUCUUGAGCUAAAGUUAUGGAUGUUAAACAUCGGCAGCUGCAGGAUCAGCUAACGUUACGGGGGAAAAAACACCAGUUCCCGAAGUUAAUUUUGCAGUGGUUAUACCACUGGUAAAGAUUUAUUGUCAAAUCGUUACAUGGCUAGUUAUACUGCGUUAUCUUUAUCGUGUUAAUGCUAUAGGUAUGCGAUAAAAAGAUAUAUAUGACGUGAAUAGAUUAGCUAAUAAUCCUAAUGUAGAAAUGAGCAUUUAGCAUGAGGUUUAUUCAUAUUUAUCCAGUGACUUGACACACAGUUCAAUGUGUCUGUUUUUUAUACUGAUGUUCAGCUCAGUGUCAUGUAUUAAAUUUAAUGUAGGCAUGUGCUGGUUAUACAAUAUACUGCAAUUUUUAAUAUAUUAGAGUAGUUUUAUUGGACAUAUGAAAAUGUUGUUGGAUUCCAUCUGAAAGGAGGCUGAGUAGCAUACGGCCUCCUCCGAAAGUAUUGGAACGGCAAGGCCCGUUAUUUUGUUUUUGCUAUACAGAAGCCAUUUGGGUUUGAGAUCAGAAGAUAAAUAUGAGAUGAUAGAUGAGAAUUUCAGCUUUCAUUUCCUCAUAUUUAUGUCUAGAUGUGUUAAAUCUAGGUGUUACAUGAUGACGCAUCUAAAUGUUGGACUACUGAUCAGAGGGUCAUGAGUUCACAUCCCAGCACCACCAAGAUGCCACUGCUAGGCCCUUAACCCUCAGCUGCUCUGUUGUAUAAAUGAGAUAAAUGUAAGUCGCUCUGGAUAAGGGCGUAUGCCAUAAAUGUGAAUGUUAAACAACUUAGAACAUGGCACCUUUGGUAGCAGACCGCCCAAUUUUCAAGUGAUCAAAAGUAUUGGAACAUUAAUAUUUGGUUGCAUAUCUCUUGCUCGCAAUAACUGCACCAAGCCGGUGACCUACUGACAUCACCAAACUGUUGCGUUCUUCAUUUGUGAUGCUUUUCCAGGCUUGUAGCGCAGCUUCUUUCAGUUGUUGUUUGUUUUGGGGGUUUCUCCCUUCAGUUUCCUCUUCAGGAGGUGAAAUGCUGCUCAGCUGGGUUAAGGUCCGUUGAUGGACUUGGACAGUCUAAAACCUUCCACUUUUUUCCUGAUGAAGUGCUUUGUUGUGUUGCAGUGUGUUUUGGGUCGUUGUCUUGCUGCAUGAUGAAGUUCCUCCCAAUUAGAUUGGAUGCAUUUCUCUGUACAUUGUCAGACAGAAUGUUUCUGUAGGUUUCUGAAUUCAUUCUGCUGCUACAUCAUGAGCUCCAUCAUCAGUAAAGAUUAGUGAGUCUGUUCCAGAAGCAGCCAUGCAAGCCCAAGCCAUGACACUACCUCCACCGUGCUUCACCCAUGAGCUCAUAUGUUUUGGAUCAUGAACAGAUCCUUUCUUUCUCCACACUUUGGUCUUUCCAUCACUUUGGUAGAGGUUCAUCUUGGUUCCUGAACUUUUGUGGCUCAUCUCUGUAUUUCUCUGUGAAUUCCAGUCUGGCCUUCUGACUCUUACUGCUGAUGAGAGCUUUGCAUCUUGUGGUGUGGCCUCUACAUUUCUGCUCUUGAAGUCUUCUUCAAAUGAAACCUUCAGCCCUGCCCUGUGGAAGUUGUUGGUGAUGUCACUGACUGUUGUUUUUGGGUUUUUCUUCACAGCUCUCACAAUGUUUCUGUCAUCAUUGUUUUCCUUGGCCUACCUGUUCCAUGUCUGCUUGUUAGUACACCAGUGGUUUCUUUCUUUUUCAGGACAUUCCAGAUUGUUGUAUUGGCUCUGCCCAAUGCUUGUGCAAUGUAUCUAAUAGAUUUUCCCACUUUUCUCAGCUUUAGAAUGGCUUGCUUUUCUCCCAUAGACAGCUCUCUGGUCUUCAUGUUGGUUUAUGCUUUUUUAACAACAGAUGCAGUCUUCACAGGUGAAACCCAGGGCUCAGACCAAGAGCAGAUUUUUAGAGCUAUUAAUUGUUUAAACAAUCAAUCUAACAGGACACACCUGGGCAACAAGAAACACCUGUCAGUCACAUGUUCCAAUAUUUUUGAUCACUUGAACAAAUGAGUGGGCUCAAACAAAAGGUGCCAUGUUCUAAGUUGUUUAACAUGUCUAGAUGUAGAUAUCGGGAAAUGAAAGUUGAAAUUCUGAUGUAUUGUCUCAUAUUCAUCUUUGGAUCUCAAACCCAAAUGUCUUCAGUGUAUAGCAAAAACAAAAAGAAUUGGUCUUGCUGUUCCAAUACUUUUGGAGGAGACUGUGUGUAGCUUUAACCUGAUAGCUAUGUAAUUUAGCUUGCUCUUUGCUACAAGAGGAAACUCUGUUUAAAAAGCUGAGUUGUUUGUUUAAAUUCAGUGUGAAAAUGUAUUAUCAGGACAUGCCUAUUUGCCACAUAUCGCCUGUAUAAGAUGAAUUAACCAUCUUCUGUAAAUAUAUGGAAUAUAUGUAUGUAAGAAUAAAAAAAAGA